This is a messenger RNA of Schistocerca serialis cubense, 2040 nucleotides long. Its product is annotated as autophagy-related protein 16-1-like. Gene Ontology annotation, molecular function: protein binding. The coding region runs from base 166 to 1143 and encodes 325 amino acids. The record is from RefSeq and is a predicted model, not a curated record. The transcript has 8 exons. Gene Ontology annotation, biological process: autophagosome assembly. Gene Ontology annotation, cellular component: autophagosome membrane. Lineage: Eukaryota; Metazoa; Arthropoda; Insecta; Orthoptera; Acrididae.
UAGUGCAGUGCGGCGCGCUAAGUAAGAAGGCUGUGGUGAUAGAUGUUUUUUAAAAGUUGAUGGCAGUAGGGAAAUUUGACAACAUAUUUCAACAUUAUGACAGUUCAUCCCAAUGUUUCGAGAAACUGUUUUUUCAGCUGACCAAUAGACACAAAACAAAAUUAAAUGGCAACACCUAACCUGUUCGGAGAAACUUCAGAUUGGAGAAAAAGUAUCCUGUCACAACUGCAAAACAGAAACAGACAAGAAUGUCAGCCCUUUAAUGACCUCAUAGCCCUCCAUAAUCGCCUUUUUGAAAGUGCGGCAGCAUUACGAACUGAAAAUCGUGAAUUAUUCGUUGAAAAUGAGACCUUACGGCGACAAUCCCUCGAAAGACUACCGAGAAAUAGUUUGUCUGAUGGAAAGCCCAAUGACAGAGUGCAGGCCCUGGAACAAAAGCUACUCAUGCAGCAAGAGGAACUUACAGAACUACACCGUCGAAAGGGGGAAAAUGCGCAACAGAUAAUAGAUCUAAACAAGAAACUCCAGGAGAAGGAAAAACAGCUCAAUGCCUUAGAAAUCAGCUUAAAAGACAGCUUAACUGUAAGUAGCACACUGCGUUUAGAUAUACAGUUAUAUCAAAACAAAAUAAAGGAGUUGGAAAAUUUGCUGCAAUUAUUGCGAGAUGAACAUCAAGCUUUGCAGCUUACUUGUGCAUCCCUGGAAGAGAAGCUCCGAAAGACGCAGGAGGAGAACAAUACCCUUGUUGAAAGACUUAUUAGGUAUAAAUCAAAAGAUGCAGAGAAAAUGAAUGAAGAAAAUGAGAAUUUUGUCAGUGCACGUGCCAUUAGCCCAACUGCCUUUCUGAUACAAUCUCUCAAAUUCUUUGGGAAAAGACAAGCUAAACUGCAGAAAGAAUUAGAGGAAGCAGCAAAAGACACAAGACCAACUUCCCCUGAUAAACUUGGAGAGGGAGCUGCAACAGUUUUAGAAAAUACUUUGCCAACAAAACUAUCUACUAAAAUAGAUGCUCAUGAAGGAGAGGUCCACGCAGUAAAAUGGAGUCCUGUUGACAGAAUUGUUGCAACUGGUGGAGCAGACCGCAAAGUAAAGCUCUGGGAUGUAUCCAAAGGCUCAUCAACUGUUCGAGAACAGGAGUUAUAAUAUCUGUUCACUUUCAUCGCACAUAUACAUGUCUGGUCAUCUGUGGGUCUAAGUUUUUGCAUAUAAUUUUUCCUAUAGAAAGAGAAAUUAAUUUUGCUAUAUGUGGGAUGUGGAAGAAAGGAUUCAUGUACCAGAAGUUUGACUGAUAUUGAAUAUCACAUUUAUUAAUAUAAAUUUUGUAUGUUCGGUUAUUGGUUAUCAGGUAGUUUGUAAGCCUGUAAUCUGUUGCAAAAAGAAAUGACACUGCUGAGGAGAACUUUUUUUUUACUAUUUAUUUAUUUAUUUAUUUCUAAUUUACAAAGCUUGAGAGACUUAAAAGCUGAGCACUUUCCUCUCGGCAAAUACAUGACAUAAAAAUUAGAUCACUCACGCUAUAAUUAGGCUGCUUAGUGUAUUUAACAUGUCCUCUUGUGUGUAAAUAAAGCAAAGUUUUUUUCUUAAUUGAAAUGUGGUAUUAGUUAUGUUUAUCAAAAAUACUGUUUGUUCAUGAACUUUGUUGUUGGGCUGUUUGGGUAAAUGUGUGUGAUGUUACUGUGCUUUUGCCUUUCUGUGUUUAUGUGGUAGUGGGAAUGUACUACUGGAACAUUAUGAAUCAAAUGGAAAGCAUUUCAUGACAUGUCUCUUCAAUUGGAAGUUUGGUGAUUUGUCUCGAAAUUGUCUUUGUCUUCCAUAUGUCAGUCAGAGACUUCAGAAUGCAAUCACUCCAGUUGUGAAAAUAAUUAUUUUCUAUUGUUGUAAGUAUUUUUUAAAAUUUUUGUAAUACACAUACUAAUGGAGUUCCUGUGUCAACUAACUGUGUUCGUGUAUUUCAUAAAAAAACUAAAAAGUUUGCGUGACAAAGAAAACAUAUUUUUGUACCAGCUAUGAAUAUUUUUAAGAAUAAAGCUUUUACGGCAA